AAUGGCAACUACCCUACCUUUUAUAUCUAAGAAUAAGAAUUAGUAUAUAAUCAAUAUAUUUGUAGUGUGGAAAUGAAAGCUGUUACAUGGCAAAAAGAUUCUCAUGGAUUGUUUGAUUAUGAGACUAAAUCUUUAAGCGUUAAAAAACAUAGGGUUGAAGGAUCAUGCAAAGUUAGCAGAGAAGGUUUGAAAGUGUUAGUAAUAUAAUAGAGAAUGAAAUAGUUAUAUAAGAUGGAAAGAUUAAGGAUGAGGCACACUUACCUCUAACAUCCAUUUAAGCUUAAGGAGGUAUAAUUCUUAUUAAUAUUCAGACUAAUAUUUUAUUCAACCUAAUUAAAACUCAACAGAGAAUGAAAAUUAUUUAAUUGUUCGUAGUUUAAAAAAUGCUGAUGGUGUUUAGAAGGUAUUAAUAUUGAUUACAGUUUAGGGUUAUAUAUUAUAAGAGGGAGAUCUUCUAAAAUUAGGCAGAGUUGAAUAUCAUGUGAUAGAAAUCAGAGACAGUAAAGGAUAAAUAAGAACAGUAAAGGAUGUUUUCUAGUCAGAAGCUAAAAUUACACCUUCUAUAGAUGGAAGUGUAAUUUAAUAAUGCAAAAUAUGUUUAAAUGAAGAAGAAACCCCAGAAGAUCCAUUUAUAACUCCUUGUAAAUGCAAUGGAAGUUGUGCUUAUGUGCAUUUUAAUUGCCUUAAAUAAUGGUUAGAAAGUAGAGGCUAUAAAAAAGAAUCUGGCAAUACUAUUUCAUAUAGAUGGAAGAAGUAUCAAUAAUUAUAUAUUAUUUAGAUUAGAAUGUGAAGUAUGUUAGGAAUUAUUGCCACAAUAAAUUAGAUUCAAAGGAAAAGUUCUAGAUUUGGCAGCUUUGGAAAGACCCAAUCAACCAUAUAUAAUUCUUGAAAACACAUAAAUAUCAGAAAAGGAUAAGAAGGCUUAAAGAGGAAUCUAUCUUAUUAAAGGAACUCCAGAUGACCAAAUAAAAUUAGGACGUGGACAUUAAUGUGAAAUCAGGAUAUCAGAUAUAUCAGUAUCAAGAUUACAUGCUUUUAUCAAAUAUGAGAAAGGCAAUUUCGUUAUAGUUGAUAAUAAUAGUAAAUUCGGUACUUUAGUUCGUCUUUAAUCUCCAUAUCUUUUAUGCAUGGAUAAAAUAGCAAUUCAAGUAAUCUAAUAAAAAUUAUAAUUUUUCAGGUUGGUAGAACUGUAUUGACAUUUGUUAUGAAAUCCUUUGUUUAGACUGUCCAUAUGAAUGAUUAAUAAAAAGCUGCUUUAUUAGGUGGUUAAACUGGAUUUUAUUAAGGGGCAAAUAAAACAUAAACAAAUAAUGCAAACAAUAGCUAGAAAAAAAAUGAUAAGAAUUUAGGUUGAA
Messenger RNA from Paramecium pentaurelia, 1355 nucleotides. Lineage: Eukaryota; Ciliophora; Oligohymenophorea; Peniculida; Parameciidae. The record is from the annotation of a GenBank genome assembly.